AUGCGUCUCUCAAAGCUCUCGUUCCUCGUCCAGGCUCUGCUCCUGGCCGCUGUUGCGGCUCAAAGCGCGGACGCUACCAACGUCCUCAGCGAUAUCACCAGCGGAUCUUCAUCCACCAGCAGCUCAUCCUCUGAGCCUACCUCUGCUCCUUCCAGCACCUCUUCCACCACAUCAUCAACUUCCUCGACCACCGAGCCUCCCAGCACCACCUCCACCACGCACACGACUUCCACCACUUCCUCUACUUCCGAGGCCCCAUCCACGACCUCCUCCACUUCUUCGACUACCUCAUCUAAGGAUUCCUCCACCACCAGUGUUGCCGACAAGACUACCGCAGCGGAUACGGCUUCAACUACCCAGAGUAAUGUGGUCAAGACCAUCACCUCCGAGGUGACCAUCAGCGGUACCACCAAGGCCACUGUCAUGGUCACCACUUCCCCGGCUUCUCAGACCACCUCUCCUUCUCUCAACGGCAACAACAGCUCCUCCAGCAGUGGUAUUUCUUCCUCGGAUAAGAAGAUCAUCAUCGGUGUCGUGGUCGGUGUCGGUGGUGCCAUCCUGAUCGGUGUUCUGGGUGUCGUCUUCUGGCGCAUCCAGAAGAAGCGCAACGAGGCUUACAACGAUGAAGAUGAUGAUCUGAUGGGCGGUACCGCCGUCGGCAGCGGCCCUCGUGAGAAGGCCCCUAGCCCGUCCCAGGGCGGUACCCCCUUCAAGAACACACUUGACCAGUACCACAACCCGGGUCCUGUUAACGCUGCAUCCAACUUCUAA
Messenger RNA from Penicillium cataractarum, 771 nucleotides. It is a transcript of the gene midA, whose product is annotated as putative cell wall protein. The transcript has a single exon. Bases 1 to 771 code for a protein of 256 amino acids. NCBI's taxonomy places the organism in Eukaryota, Fungi, Ascomycota, Eurotiomycetes, Eurotiales, Aspergillaceae. The record is from RefSeq and is a predicted model, not a curated record.